AUGAGGGCUGUUCAAUCAUUUGCCCUGCUCGGAUGGGCAACUGCAUUCGCUGCAUGUGGAAGCGGCUUGUCCAAGAGAUAUGAACCGGCAGAUGUGAUUCAGUCCAUCGUCCAACGCGCUACAGCCGACUCGAUUGAGCUUGGAGCUGUUCCAGGCCUGGAUUUAUCUUCUACACUUGAAAGUAUAGCCUCUACGUACGCCGAUACCAAUACGACAAAGCUCUCGGCGCGGGCUAUUUCUAAUCUCACUGGGCUUAUCGACGUCCAUGCGCAUUGCGUACCAGAUUGGUAUCGUGCAAUUGUCCCUAGAACCGGCGGAAAUCCAACGCCAUCAUGGAACGUAACUGGACAUCUCGACUUCAUGGCCAGCCAAAGCAUUUCUCAAGCCGUCCUAGCCUUCUCCGCACCAGGCGCAAAUGCGUACCCAGGAAACCAGGCCGCUACGAUUGCACUUGCGCGACUGAUCAACGAACAAUCUGCAGCAUUUUCUCGGGCCUACCCAGAUAAAUUCACAUUCUACGCUGUCGUCCCGCUACCUUACACGCCAAACGCUAUCUCCGAAGCUACAUACGCACUCGACACGCUCGGAGCCGCUGGCAUCGCGCUCUAUUCGAACUUCGAAGGGCGCUAUAUCGGUGACUCUGCUUUCAAGCCCUUCUUCGAGGCAAUGAAUGCGCGUGGGAUCAACCAGAUUAUAUACGUGCACCCUACAACACCGUACCUACGCAUUAACGGCACAUUGAUUGAGGCCAACCCGACUGUCUAUCCUACGGGAAAUAUUGAAUUCUACUUCGAGACAGCGCGUAUGCUUGGAGAUCUUGCCGUUACACAGACCUUGCUGAACUUCACCAACAUCAACUACAUCAUUCCGCACGUUGGCGGCGCGUUUCCCUCGGUCGCCGAUCGGCUUUUGAAGUCGUUCCCGGCGAUUUACGAUCGCACCAUGGAUGUCCUUAAGACGCGCUUUUUCUGGGAUUCUGCGGGCCCAACGUACUUUCACCAGGUUGGGGGGCUGCUGGCUUACGAUAUUCCAAGGGCGAAUCUGUUUUUUGGGACGGAUUUCCCGUAUGCGCCGAUUUUCACGUAUGGUCCAUCACUGGUUGGUAUUCAGACGUCGCCGUUUGUUACGGAUGCUGAUAGGGUUGGGAUCUUUGCUCAGAAUGCGCGAAGAUUGUUUGGGGACCGGAUUCCAUCGUAG
Messenger RNA from Bipolaris oryzae ATCC 44560, 1197 nucleotides. RefSeq lists its product as uncharacterized. Gene Ontology annotation, cellular component: cytoplasm; cytosol. Gene Ontology annotation, molecular function: hydrolase activity; carboxy-lyase activity. The record is from RefSeq and is a predicted model, not a curated record. Gene Ontology annotation, biological process: secondary metabolic process. The transcript has 3 exons. The coding region runs from base 1 to 1197 and encodes 398 amino acids. NCBI's taxonomy places the organism in Eukaryota, Fungi, Ascomycota, Dothideomycetes, Pleosporales, Pleosporaceae.